This is a messenger RNA of Durio zibethinus, 2117 nucleotides long. Its product is annotated as pre-mRNA-splicing factor. NCBI's taxonomy places the organism in Eukaryota, Viridiplantae, Streptophyta, Magnoliopsida, Malvales, Malvaceae. The record is from RefSeq and is a predicted model, not a curated record.
AGUAAUUAAACAAAAAAAAGAGUAAAUGAAGAAGCAGCAUGAAGCAACGGUGAGGUUGAGCUCAUGCGAUGACAACUCCCCCGAUAUUUUCGUUGGCUUCACUUUUCGUCAAUUCUUUAAAGCCCUAAAAAACGUAGAGAGAGUGCACAGCGCAUAGCACAGCAUAAAUACAGCAUAGGCGACGGUGAAGGCGACGCAGCCUCUUAUCUUUGAAAUCGAAUCCCUUUACAACCAAACGGACAGGAAGUUCUCCUCAGCGUGACUGCAGUGUUAGUCCCAUGGUUUUAGGGGAUGAUCUGGUAAAAUGUGCUGAUACUCAACCAGGAAGAGAUGGGAGAGAUCUAGAUAGGGAUUCUAGUAGGAAUCGGUAUAGCAGAAAUGGUGAAUCUUAUAGAUAUUCUGAUCGACAGUCUUCCAAGAGUACUCAUGGUUACUCCAGGCAUGAUGAUUAUGUCAGAAAUGACAAACGUGCAGAUGAAGAUAGCAAGUACAAGCGAUUGUCCUCUCGUUCUGGGGAAUCAAGAGUUAGCACUCACUCUGAUCAUCCAAGAAAAGAAAGUGACCAUAUUAGGUCAAAAGACUAUUCACGUGCUGACAAAUAUUCUCAUGAUAGAUAUGAUGGUUCAGGACAUAGGAGCAGGGACAAGGAGAAAGAAGCACCAUCUCUAGAGCAUCAGAAAUAUAAAGACAAGGAUUCAUCUUUUGACAGGGUUGGCUCUGGUAGGAGAUAUGGCAACUCUAUUUCUGAAGAGAUGGAUAGAGAUCGAAGAAGGCGGGGCAGAGAUGGUCGAGAUGAAAAAGGGGACUAUCAUAGAAGCUCGGGAGAUAGAAGAGGUGAGAAGACAGCAUCUUACGAAGAAUCCAGGGGCCACCGGAAUGACUCAUCUUCUGGGAGGGAGAGGGACAAUGAUAAACAUCACCUUAAAGAAGGUUACAAGAGUGGGCUGAAGGAUGUAGAUGGUCGAAAGCCUGAAAAGAAGGAGAGACUGAAAUAUGAUGAAGGGGAAACUAAUCUGGAAAAGGACAAGUAUGGUGGAUUUCUGAAGGAGCAAUCUGAAGAAAAGUCUAUAUUUGACAGUAAAAAUCAUGAAUCUCCAAUUAAGAAACCGAAACUCUUUGACUCAGGCAAGGGCAUUGAUUAUGUUUCUAAGUCUUCUUCUACUAUAGCUGAUGAAAAGCGGCCAAGUUUAGAGAAAGCUGAGGAGAGUGGUGGAAGAGUGACUGUGGGACAGGCUCAUGGCAACGAUGUUGACAUCACUAAUGACCUAAAUGCUGCAAAAAUUGCUGCAAUGAAAGCUGCUGAAUUAGUUAAUAGGAACCUUAUUGGAGCGGGCCAUAGUAAUAUGACUACUGAGCAAAAGAAGAAGUUACUGUGGGGGAGCAAGAAAAGCACCCCUGCGGAAGAGUCGGGUCAUCACUGGGAUACGACACUAUUCGGUGAUCGUGAGCGACAAGAGAAGUUCAAUAAACUGAUGAGUCUGAGGUUGCCUUGGUACCUAUGGCCAAUUGUAGGGUGUGAAAGGGGACGUGAAGGUGGAGCACAAACCGGACAAGCAGGAUGGCAGUGGUCUCCUUCAAGCAGAGAAGCAGCGGGAACUCCAGCUGGAUUUGGAGAAGCAGUACACUGCUGGACUUCGACGAAGGGACGGUCGCACUGUUGGAUUAGGUCUUUGAGCAUCAAAACAGGAAAUUUGUGGUGCUACGUAGGAAUGCUUUGUGACAUUCUGUUGUACUUUUUGUGGAAGGACUUUUCAUGCUAUGGCAUUCUGAGGAAAAAUAUGCUUUUGUUGGAUGUUUCACGUCUCAGCAGAUGGUUCUAACCUUGUGCCUUUCAAUUUAUAAAUAAGCUCUCUCUCUCUCUCUCUCUCUCUCUCUAUAAUCCUCUGAUAUCAAUUAAAUGAAGCAUAAAUCUGGUACUUGACCAAUAAAAACAAGAUUUUUUUAGGGGGUAGGGGUAAUUAGUCAUAAGAUUUUGGUGGAAGGAAAGGUAUAUAAUUCUUUUCUCGAUUGUCUAAUGCAUAACAAACUGUCCAACUCUCUACUUAUCCGUCCUUUUUGGGGUUUGGAUUGGCUAUACAAUGACAAACAUUUUGCUGUGAGCCCAGAAAGGUGCAUCA